Molecule: messenger RNA, 492 nt
Organism: Durusdinium trenchii
Lineage: Eukaryota; Dinophyceae; Suessiales; Symbiodiniaceae
Source: the annotation of a GenBank genome assembly
AUGCCGGUGAGUGCUCCGGCGAUGGCAAGUGCGCCAGCACAGCUUGAAGAAGGCUCGCAAGAAGUGGAGGAGACUGGCCAUGCCGACGUCCACGCACGGCCAGCGCCGCCUGCAGUGCCGCCUCCGCCUCCGCCAGGUGAGCUUUGCACUUCAUCUCCCAGGAGCCCACCGCCCGUUGACAUGGGAUGCCUCUCUGGAGGUACUGGAGGGACUCCAUUGGCAUGGGAACGAGAAGAAGCUCCUAAGGUGGCGUUGUGUCAAGCAGAGACCAAGGAGCCAGACACCUGGAGGUGCGAUGCUCCCUUGGACGAUGUAGGCAAACGCCUGGAAGCCAUGGUGGAGGAGCUGGCUGGGCCCUCCUCCUUUGAGCUGCUUGAGGACGCCUUUAGCAAGGUUGAUGCUGCCAGGGAAGCGUUGAGCCGUGUCGUGAUCGAGCCGGGCUUGAGAUUGCACCACACAGCCCCUGGGCACGAGGAGAUGAGCGCAGACUAA